AUGAUAGUGAAUAUUAUUAAUUGCAGAACCCGGCAUGUUUUAUACUUUAUUUCAUAUGCAAAACGAUGUUUCUCUACAAACAAGUGGUUUUCCUUGUAUGGACAGCCUAUUUAUACAACUCAUCCGCAUCUUGUUAAGCCUGCUGAAUUAACUCCUGGUAUUACUGUAGCCGAAUAUGCUGCUCGUCGCUCUCAACUUGCUGCUGCUUUACCUGCUCAUAGUCUUACUAUAUUGAUAGGUGCACAAAUAAUGUAUAAAACUGCAUCCACAUUCUAUGUUUUUCAUCAAUAUCCCAAUUUUUUCUAUUUAACAGAUAUCCAUUUUUUCGACUUAUCUAUUGUAGAAAGAGAUAAUAGUUCUGAUGGAUUUAAAUCAUAUCUUUUUUUACGCAAUAAAGAUCCAGAAGAAGAACGUUGGGAAGGUCCACGUACUGGCAUUGAAGAAGCAAAGGAUAUUUUUCAUAUUGACGAAGUAUAUGAUCUUCAAGAAGCACAAGAUAUCUUAGGCAAAUCUAUUCGUCGAAUAAGACAGAUCUAUGCAGACAUCCCAUUUAAUGCAAAUAUCUCAUCAAUCCAUCCUAAAUCAAAAGCAUCUGAUAUAUUAGACAGUCUUUGUAAAUGUCUUUUAUCCCAUCCAAUUUUACCAAUAACUCCAUGGAUUCAUCAAUUACGAGAAAUCAAAAGUGAAGCUGAACUAAAUCUUAUGGAACAAGCGGCAUCUCGUUCUGCUGCUGCCUUUAACUCUACCAUGCAAACCCCAUCAGAAACAGAGGGUUUGUUAUGGGCCAAAUUAUCAUAUGAAUUCAAAAAGAGGGAUUGUGAUGAAGCUUAUGUUCCUGUAAUUGCAGGCGGCACAAAUGCAUUAAUUAUUCAUUAUACAAUGAAUAACAUGCAAUUACGUAAUGGUGAUCUUGUCCUUGUAGAUGCAGGUGGUGAAUACGGAAAUUAUGUGACAGAUAUCACUCGAACAUGGCCAGUUAAUGGAGUUUUUUCGCCACAACAAAGAGAUCUUUAUCAGGCAGUAUUAAAUGUACAAAAAGCCUGUAUCCAGUUAUGUUCAGAAAGACAUGCCUUAUCCUUAGAUAUGAUACACCAACAUAGUGUUGAAUUAUUGAAAACAGAAUUAAAACAAUUAGGUUUUAAUAUUUCAUAUUCAGAUCUAUAUAAUAUAUUGUAUCCUCAUUACAUAGGCCAUCAUAUAGGACUAGAUAUACAUGAUUGCUCAAAACUACCUGGAAGAAGACUUUUAAAAAAUAAUCAAACGAUUGCUAUAGAACCUGGCUUAUACAUACCAGAUUUGCCCAGAUUUCCAAAACAUUUUAGAGGACUUGGAGUUAGGAUUGAAGACAGUAUACGAGUAGGCAAAGAAAAUCCAACCGUACUAAGUAAAGAUGCUGUAAAAGAAAUCGUAGAUAUUGAAAAAAUAUGCGAUAAAUACAAGCAGAAAAAUGAUUAA
This is a messenger RNA of Pneumocystis carinii B80, 1455 nucleotides long. RefSeq lists its product as hypothetical. Bases 1 to 1455 code for a protein of 484 amino acids. Gene Ontology annotation, cellular component: mitochondrion. The record is from RefSeq and is a predicted model, not a curated record. Gene Ontology annotation, molecular function: metalloaminopeptidase activity; manganese ion binding. The transcript has 11 exons. Lineage: Eukaryota; Fungi; Ascomycota; Pneumocystomycetes; Pneumocystales; Pneumocystaceae.